AUGGUCUCAACGGCCGAGGCUGGGCCUAUGCAUGACAAUGACGUUUCCAUGGACGCCAUCAUCCCCAAGACCGAACCGACACAGGACGGAAAUGUCUCCAUAAGCUCCUCCGUGUCGACUCCCGAACCCGAGGAACAGAAUCAGGAUGUUGCGCAGACGCAGAAGAGGAAGGGAGGAAGGAAACCCAUUUACGCCACGUCCGAAGAGCGCAAGCAGAGGAAUCGCCAGGCGCAAGCAGCCUUUCGAGAGCGAAGGACCGAGUACAUCAAACAGCUGGAGUCUACCAUCAAGCGGAAUGAAGAAUCUCUACAGUCGUUGCAACAGAGCCAUCGGAGCGCCGCCGACGAAUGCCUGAUGCUGCGCUACAAGAACUCGCUCCUCGAGAGGAUUCUUAUGGAAAAGGGCAUUGAUGUCCAGGCAGAGCUGCGCCUCAAAACCGGCAGCAACUCUACAACCAUCCCUUCGAUGAAGUCUAAUGCAGCCAAGCAGCCGUUGCCUCUCGAACGUGCUGCUCUCAGUAGAACUUCAACGCAGCGACGACAAGCCUCGGGCGCCAUCGCCCCCAAAUCAGACCUGUCUCACCAACGAGACGGCGCAUACAGUACCUCCUCACCACAACCUCAACCUACUCCAUCGUCCCACGUGUCGUCUCCGUCAACAGGGAGAUCACCUGGCUUCGCCUUGCAAGGUGCAAUGUCUCCGAAGGGAUCCGAGUUCCGACAACGCAACCAGCCUCCUUUGCUCCCACAUCCGAGGGAUUUCACCCAACACAGCCCGCUAGGAGUGGGUCAAAUGAGGUCUAUGGAUUCCUAUGCUUCCGCGACGCAGUCUAUGAUGUCCGGAGGUGCUAUGACACCUCAUUUACAAUCUUACUAUUCCGCACCUUUCCAAAAACGUUAUGAUCAGCUCGAGCAAGAGUAUGAUGCUCAGGCUGAUAUGCUCGACGAUGCUGAUAAUGCAGAAAAUGGCUCGGAAGCCAAUGCCUACGUCACCGACUUCAGUCGACCACCAGUGCCAACAGGACAGGGACGCGUGGGCUUGCCCGGUGUAUCAUCUAUACAGGCGGAUGGCGACCAGGGGAUGUAUAAUACCGGCAGUUCUCUUUUCAGUCAAUUUGAGCCCGUGCUAGACAGCGACACGUUCGGACUGAGUGCCAGCAUGCAUUUUCAGACGCCCUUCAGCUACGAACAAGAAAUGCUUCGCCAAUAA
Talaromyces atroroseus is the source of this 1209-nucleotide messenger RNA. RefSeq lists its product as hypothetical. Lineage: Eukaryota; Fungi; Ascomycota; Eurotiomycetes; Eurotiales; Trichocomaceae. The coding region runs from base 1 to 1209 and encodes 402 amino acids. Gene Ontology annotation, molecular function: DNA-binding transcription activator activity, RNA polymerase II-specific; transcription cis-regulatory region binding. The transcript is spliced from 4 exons. The record is from RefSeq and is a predicted model, not a curated record. Gene Ontology annotation, cellular component: RNA polymerase II transcription regulator complex.